Messenger RNA from Trichomonas vaginalis G3, 408 nucleotides. RefSeq lists its product as uncharacterized. Lineage: Eukaryota; Parabasalia; Trichomonadida; Trichomonadidae. The transcript has a single exon. Bases 1 to 408 code for a protein of 135 amino acids. The record is from RefSeq and is a predicted model, not a curated record.
AUGAAAAACAACCCCGACUUAGAGAAAGACUAUAUAUUUAAUAGUUUAGUCAAAAGAGACAAACAAGAAAGAAUGCCGGGCUUCAAACUUAAGAAAGGUGACAAAGUAAAAAUAGAAAUACCUAAACGCGACCCAUAUGAAAAUACUAUUGACUAUGACAACAAUGGGAACCCGACAGGUACUCACAUUCGUGUUCGUAAAAAUAGAAGAAAGUAUACAAGAGAAUAUUAUGAAGUUUUAGGCAAACAUGGCAAAAUGUACAGACUGCAAGCAGAAGAUAAAACUACUAUUGUCAGACCUCGUUUCAAACUUGUCAAAGUUCAAGGUGGUAUACUUUCAAAGACAGUUCCUAACAAAUAUAAGACAACUCCUGACGAAUAUGCUAAAGAAGUUGAAAAUGACGACUAA